AUGCGGUGGCGGGACCGCAUUGCUGUGUUCUACUUCCCCCAGGGACUGAUGCUCACUAUGGCUUCGUUAAUGCUCUUCUGUGUACACUUGUGCAUCUUCGUCAGUGACAUGCACAACUUCUACUUCACCCACCACUAUGACCGCAUGAGCUUCCAGUACACGGUCGUCCUGAUAUUCUUCCAGGUGAUGGGCAUCUGCUGGGCCGGCAUGGGGAGCCUCUACGCAGAGAUGACCGAAAACAAUGCUCAAUGGACUCAUGUUCUUCAGCCGUCUGUCUCUGGAGUUUCUGUCCAUCCAGUACCGGGAGGAGAACCACUGAGGCCCGGGGACAAGGCUGAGAAGGGAGAAGAAAAAGGCUGCUUUGGGUGGCUUUUUAAUUUUUUUUUAAUAAAGUCUGUUUUUAUUUGCACCUGCUGGUCCUUCAAGGGGUGGGUGGGAGUGAGGCCGGAGACUCAGGGGGAGGCAGGUUAAGACAAAAGCUUGACCUAUGGGACUCCAAGCCCAGCCGCACACA
This is a messenger RNA of Perognathus longimembris pacificus (Pacific pocket mouse), 514 nucleotides long. RefSeq names its product transmembrane protein 262 (gene Catsperh). The record is from RefSeq and is a predicted model, not a curated record. The coding region runs from base 1 to 471 and encodes 156 amino acids. The transcript is spliced from 3 exons. NCBI's taxonomy places the organism in Eukaryota, Metazoa, Chordata, Mammalia, Rodentia, Heteromyidae.